UGAAGGUAAACAUAUUUUAGACCAUGCUCUAUCUCCCAAGCAAAACCCUCAAAAAAACAAAAGACGAACUCCCCGCUUAUCCUCCACCUGUCCCUCAUACUCUCGCUCCCCCAAUAACCCAAAAAUGUCCCCUCGAUUCCACCUGCCCUCCGCCGUCGCCGGCGCUGCCUCCGCCUCCGCCGCCCUCAUCCUCCUCUUCGGCCGCCCAAAAGACCCAACUUUCCACCUAAUCUCCAUCACCCUCUCCUCCUUCUCCCUCAACCUCCCCCUCCUCGACCUCGACCUAAUACGCCCUAAACCCUCACCGCGGCGCUCAGCCCCCCGCUCCUGCCAGCCUCAUCAGGCUCCGCGGCGAGGCUCGACGGGAAUCCAGAUGGCCCACCACGCGGGGUCCAUACUAGCUGACGUGGCGAGGAGGGAGAUGAGGCUGGACGCCGAGGUGGAGAUCGCGGGGACGGCUAGGGUUUUGUUUAUGAGGAGGAGGUUUUGCGCGAAGGUGGAGAGUCACGUGGUCGUGGAUCCGGUGUUUCUUGAUGUUGUGGAGCAGGAGAAUACUACUGAGACUCAUCUGCUUGCUUGAGAUUUUGAGGGUCCUUGGAUCCUGGGUUGUGUUGUAGGUUGUAAUGGGAGCUCGCUCGUUGUUCUUUUGGUUAUUUACACAUCCAAAUCUUCAUAUUUAAUUCCGAUUCUUUUGGUGA
This is a messenger RNA of Asparagus officinalis (garden asparagus), 698 nucleotides long. RefSeq lists its product as uncharacterized. The coding region runs from base 125 to 580 and encodes 151 amino acids. The record is from RefSeq and is a predicted model, not a curated record. Lineage: Eukaryota; Viridiplantae; Streptophyta; Magnoliopsida; Asparagales; Asparagaceae. The transcript has 2 exons.